AUGCCAAAUGAACUCCACAUCAUUGAUGUGCUAGUAUUUUACAUAAUACAAUUGGAACAGGCUGGCCCAAGGGAAUUCAGGUUACCCCGAUCACGUUCAUUACCAGAAUUCCAUCUAUAUGAAUCUAUUUAUGAAGAGAUUGGUUUUGAUCCACCCUCAAAGGAGAGUAGACCCAGGAGUUCUUAUAGACAUAGACCCAAGUACAACCUUGACGAAUCUGACCAAGAAGAGGACAAUAAGAAGUCUGAAGCUCACCCUACUGUAGACGGAGCUAGUAGACCAACACAAUCUAGACCAUACUCCAGCUCCUACAUCAAACAAGAUCUUGAGAAGUUAUCUGCCUACCGUUCUGCAAAGACGGAGAGAAAAAGAGAAGCUCUCCCAGAGGAGGAAGAUCUUCCUCCACUCUUACAGCUUAAUUCAGUGUAUACUGGGGCUGUAGAUCAUAAUGAAAGACAAGAGCAAAGGAGGGUAGCAAUGAGACAUCAAAUGAAAGAAACAGAAGCAGAGGCAGAUAAAAAGGAGCAAGAAGAAUUGAUCAAGAUCAGAGAGCCAACUUAUCCCCAACCUGCUACAGUGACUACUAAAAUGCCUAAUAAAUCAACAAUAAGGACAUCAGAUGUACGGGUAUCAGAGAGGGUCAGUCAGACCGCAGUCACUAUCAACCUGUAUAAGACAGUCUUCAAUGAACUUACCGAUGAUGUUGAUGGAACCACUAUUAAGAAACUUGAUGCUAACCUGUUUAGAGGACAAGAAAUCAAAGAAGUUUAUGAAGAAAUCCUCAAGACAUUACCAACUGACCAUAUGACAUUUGAUAUGGUAAGUUCCGUUUCAGUCUUACUCCAUGAACAUAAAGUUGAUGUGGCAUGUAUUAUGGAAACCUGGUGUCAUUCCUCUAUUCCAGACUGCUCUCUUUCCAUUGAUAACUACCACCCCCGUUUCAGAUGCAACAGAGAUCAUACAAUUUACAUCAAUAACUGGGAUAUACUCAUUUGAUUUGCUAGUUCAUUACGAUUAACUUGCAUGCCGAAUAAAAGUACACAAUUUUUCUUGCGCGCGCGCAGCAUCUCCCUACGCACGCACUAUCCCAAGAUCAUCACGCAACUAGGCGUCCAUUUCCUCUUUUACUUUCGCCUGCCGCCGUGAUCAGACGUUAGCUAAGUACACUCCCACUUUACUUCUUAAAAAGUGUCCGUUGUUUACAUAUUUAUCUAUGUAUUUACAGCCUAUUUCAAUCCUUUGCCCUUCGGCUUUAGAUUGAUUUCAUUUAUAUCUCUACUGCACGGAGCUUUCGUGUUAUUAUUCACGUUUUUCUUUAAAUAAACUUGUGAGUUCCGAACCGUCAGUUUCGUUUUCUCACAGACGGGUUGCUUCCGCUUCCUUUCCCUGUAGCUCCGCGCACUACCUGCGUGCCGUAGGCAUUGAUACGACGCUCCCUUUUUUCUUUAUAAUCCUUUUUUAAAUUUUUUAUAAUUCUUGACUUGCUCCUUUGCCUCGUCUUGAAUUGAAUUGAUUUUAUUUCCUCUCCACAGCUUAGGCUAUGGGACAGGUAGGAGCGUCGUCCUUGUUUGUUCUCAAACUUGUUUUCAACUUGUUCUUUUGUGAGUCGGUUGAUUGUCUCAAUCAAUCUUUUGUUC
Messenger RNA from Lytechinus pictus (painted urchin), 1637 nucleotides. Its product is annotated as coiled-coil domain-containing protein 87-like. Bases 1 to 996 code for a protein of 331 amino acids. The record is from RefSeq and is a predicted model, not a curated record. Lineage: Eukaryota; Metazoa; Echinodermata; Echinoidea; Temnopleuroida; Toxopneustidae. The transcript has 7 exons.